GACGCAUGUCCUGUCAGAUUUCUAAAAUUUUUGAGGAAGCUGUGGCAGCAGGAUGUUUGUGUAUUCUCCUCUCUAGUUACCGUGGUUAGCCUGUGAUAAUUAGCAAGAGAGAAAGAUCCAUGCUUGUUAACCACUAGCACUCUAUUUUAUUCAUUGUGUGGGUUAAGAUGGCACAGCUAGGAGGGCAAGAAGAACAGGAGAAAACUACAGCGCUUAAAGAUUUGUUAUCUAGGAUAGACCUGGAUGAACUGAUGAAGAAAGACGAACCCCCUUUUAACUUCCCUAAUAACUUAGAGGAAUUUGAGUAUGCUUUUAAUGAAAAGGGACAGUUGAGGCAUAUAAAAACUGGAGAGCCUUUUGUUUUCAAUUAUCGGGAGGACUUGCACAGAUGGAACCAAAAGCGUUAUGAAGCACUUGGAGAGAUCAUCACCAAGCAUGUCUAUGAAUUGCUGGAGAAAGAAUGCAACAUGAAAAAAGAAAUUCUCCCAGUGGAUGCUACAGAUGAUGAACCAAAAAGCUUCAUCUAUCUGACUGAAGAUGCCUUGAGCAACCCGGACAAGCUGCUGGUUCUGAUUCACGGCAGUGGAGUGGUCAGGGCUGGGCAGUGGGCUCGACGGCUGAUCAUCAAUGAGGACCUGGACAGCGGAACCCAGAUCCCCUUCAUCAAGAGGGCAAUGGAGGAGGGUUAUGGAGUGAUCGUGCUGAACCCCAACGAGAACUACAUUGAGGUGGAAAAAACAAAGAAGCAGACUGAGCCCUCCCCGGACAGCUGCGACGAACCUGCAGAAAAGAGGGAGCGCAAGGAUGAGAAGGAAACGAAGAAACACCGCGACUUCUAUGAAAAAUACAGGAACCCCCGACAGGAAAGAGAGACUGAACAGAUUCCCAUCCGGGAAAACAGUUCCCCUGAAGAACAUGCAGUCUAUGUGUGGGACAACUUUAUAUCCAAAUCAUCAGCGAAGAAUAUAUUUUUUGUUGCUCACAGUUAUGGUGGUCUUUCAUUCGUAGAACUGAUGAUUCAGCGAGAGGCUGAAGUGAAGAGCAAGGUGUGUGCUGUAGCUCUCACAGAUUCCGUCCAUAACAUCUGGCAUCAAGAAGCUGGCAAAUCAAUCUUAGAGUGGAUGCAAGAGCAUUGCUGUAACUGGGUGUCAAGUGCUGAGCCAUUGGAUACAGCAGUGGAGACCAUGUUACCAGACUGCACGCGUGUCUCUGCAGGUACAGAGCGGCACGAGUUAACGUCAUGGAAGAGUUUCCAUUCUAUUUUCAAGUACUUUACUGAGGCUUUCGAAGCUCAGAACUGUGAAGCCAAACCCACGACGACAGUAACCACAAGGAGCUCCAACAGAAUAAAGCAUGAAGAGUUUUAAAAGGGAAAAGAAAUCUCUCUCCUGUUGCCUUGUUUUGUGUGAGCAGGCCCCCAGCCCCUCAUUAGAUUGUUUUUCUCCCUAGAGCACAGGGUCAUGGUGUAUACAUCUAAAUAGCGUUUUGCAUUAUUUUUAGAUGACUGCAACUGUCAAAGCAAUAUGAGUUCACUGGUUGUGCUUCCUGUGGGCUGUAGCUUGCAUUUCGUGCUGCCCAUCAGUGUGCAGAUUAAGGUUGACAGCAGCACUGCACUGUGCAGUAUGGUGCACCUCUAAUUGCCCUGACAUAGCCCUGCACUAAGCUAAUGCCAGCUUCACACUUCCCUCCUGGUCUCAUUGCUUCUUGGCUUUUCCCUAUUGCUCUAAGAUAUAUUUAAUUUUAUUUUUGUUUCUAGCAAGUGGCAAACGGUGAUUUUAUCUUCGAUUUGAAAUGUCAUACUUUUUAAAUCCUCUUUUUCUUUUGUUUCAUCGUUUCUGUACAAUGCUGUUUGUAAAGACAUAAGUACAGGAACUGGAUUGCUGUGUGUAACAGUAGUGCAUUUUUGUUGCAUACAAGGGUUUUUAAAAGCAAAAAAAAAAAAAAAAAAAUAUGGCUCUCUUCUAUAUUUGCUGAAGUUAUUUGAUAUUGAACCUGGCAGGUUCUGAUAACUGUGUUCUGUGUUAAUUGUAUGUGUUUUUAAAAUUCAUUUUAUCUUCACAGUUGGUAAAAUGUUUUAAAAGGGAACUGACAUUCACAACUUUUAUAUAAGGGAAGGAAGAAAAAAUAUAUAAUACAAAUACCCCAGACAUACAUGCAGCUUUCUUUCGCAUCAUUGCUCACAAAGUAAAAGCUGGUUAUCAGUAUAUAAUGUAUUAAUUGCAUUUGUCUUCCGCGUUACGAAGCAUCUCAUCAACUGCCGUGUAUCGCAUUUAACAAAAAAGAAAUGCCCAAAUAUUGCAAUCGUUUCUGUAAUUGAGGAGAUCCAUACAGAGUAAGCCAUCGCUGUGUAGAAAGUGAACUAGAGAACGCCAGGCCUGAUCUUUGCAUGGUCAGUUUCAUGGGUCUAGCAGCCUACUGAAGAGUGCUUUACAAGUUAAGCCUGUUGUGUUAUAAACACAAGUUUAGAGCAAUUAACAGCAACAACGUAAUCCUCUCCCUGUGUACAGCUACGGCCAAGGGUUUGCAUCAUUCUAUAGAAUAAACUCAUUGUGCUUCAUCAAUUCAUGAAUUACAUACCCCAUUGUACUUUUCCAUAUACUAAUAAAAUUGAAAUGUGACAUUUUGAAAUCAAACAGGAAAUGCUGUACUACUAUUAUGGCUUCCAGUAGACUUUUGCAAUGUUAUUUAGUAGUUUCUUUGAUUGCAUGAUGUUAAAUAAAAGAUAAGUUCAUAUGAUUUAAUUUUCUUUCCUAAAAUCCUAGGUGAUGCAAAAUGUUUGGCUGUUGCUGUAUAUUGUAAAGGGAUAAUUUAAUGUUAGGAGAAAAAAAUAACCGUAUUGUACAGUAUUGUAACUAAAUACCAUCUUCCAUUAUUAACCAAUUAACGUGUCCUGUUUUGUGAUCUGGUGUAUUGACAAAAUUAUUAUUAUUAUUAUUAUUAUUAUUAUUAUUAUUAGUAGUAGUAGUAGUGCUAUUAUUUCUAAGGGUCUUCUAGCACAGCUGAUAAAGGCAUGAUUAUGAAUAGGUGAUUUCUCUGCUGAUUAUUUUCUUGCAAUCAUGUCAUUGUAAACACGACAUGCUCUUUUUUCUGCUGUAGGUUUAAAUUAUAACAUUCGCUAGACUAUAAGGUGAAACUAAUAAGAAGGCAGCAAGCUGUAGGAUUUUUGAAACCUAUAGAGAAUAUUUUGUGAGCUUGAGGAUUAUUCACACAAUGCUAAUAUACAGUACUGAAUAUGCAUGUCAAGUACUUUUUCCCUGUCCCAUGUAUAGUUUUCUCAGUGCAUCGUUUUACGUUUUGAACACUACCUUUUGCUUAAAGUGUGUCAAUAUUGUUGCCUUAUAAAUGAAUAGCAUGACCCUGUUAUAGCAGCCAACUGCCCAAAAGCCAUAGGUAGCUCUGCCAGUAAUGUAUUAAACAGAACAGCCUUAAACCAAAUUUAAAGCACAUUUAAUAUUUAAGAUGUAAAUUAUUGCUGAUUUUUAAGGAGGAACAUUAAAAAAAAAAAAAAAAAAAAAGUUUUCCAGCAGCCAGUAAAUAAAACUUGUAUUGAUAAUUGCUACAGUUUACAGCAGUGAUUUCUUACAUAUACAAGCAAAUAAAAACGCCACUAUUUUAAUACAGUGGUUUGUACUUUUUAUGCAAUGCUGGUGACAACUUAUACUGAACUCAUUUCUGCUUAACUUGGUUUGUAGACAUUACAAGUCAUAAACAUUCAGAUUUAUAAGUUGCAGAGUUACAAAAUAUCCAUAAACACUGCCUGGAGUUUGGUAUUUUUUUUUUUUUUUUUUUUUUUU
Polyodon spathula (Mississippi paddlefish) is the source of this 3794-nucleotide messenger RNA. RefSeq names its product cotranscriptional regulator FAM172A homolog. The record is from RefSeq and is a predicted model, not a curated record. Gene Ontology annotation, molecular function: siRNA binding. The transcript has 11 exons. Gene Ontology annotation, biological process: regulatory ncRNA-mediated heterochromatin formation. Lineage: Eukaryota; Metazoa; Chordata; Actinopteri; Acipenseriformes; Polyodontidae. The coding region runs from base 168 to 1367 and encodes 399 amino acids. Gene Ontology annotation, cellular component: nucleus.